Molecule: messenger RNA, 450 nt
Organism: Funneliformis mosseae
Lineage: Eukaryota; Fungi; Glomeromycota; Glomeromycetes; Glomerales; Glomeraceae
Source: the annotation of a GenBank genome assembly
UAUAAUAUGAAAUUGGCUAAAAAAUUAUGGGAUAAUCAUGUAAAAGUUGGUCUCUCCUUCAAUAAUUUCUUUAAGACCAAAGAGGAAUUAAAUGAUGCGAUCGAAAUUUUUGAGAAAAAUAUGUUAAUUACUUUAAUGAUAGAUUGCCCAGAAACAGAUAUGAUAAAAGCGAAUUUUAAAUCUCAUGAAUAUCAAGAAGCGAUCAUAAAAUUAAAUUCGUUGAAGGCUUUCGACAAUAAAUGGACAAAACAACUUAAAAAAACUCAUGAAGCUGAACAAAAACAACAAAAUAGUGCUUACAAUAGAUUAUUAGAUCAAUUUAAAAAUGAACAUAUAUCUGCUUUAGCUAAUGUUAAAAGUGAAAAUGAAGCAGAGAUAGAAUCAUUAAAAAAGAAAACUAAAAAAUCCAAAAAGACGAAAUGCCGUAUUGUCAGUUUCUGCUGUAAUUAG